Cordyceps fumosorosea ARSEF 2679 is the source of this 3783-nucleotide messenger RNA. RefSeq lists its product as hypothetical. Gene Ontology annotation, cellular component: nuclear pore transmembrane ring. The coding region runs from base 1 to 3783 and encodes 1260 amino acids. The record is from RefSeq and is a predicted model, not a curated record. Gene Ontology annotation, molecular function: structural constituent of nuclear pore. Gene Ontology annotation, biological process: protein import into nucleus; nuclear pore organization. The transcript has 2 exons. NCBI's taxonomy places the organism in Eukaryota, Fungi, Ascomycota, Sordariomycetes, Hypocreales, Cordycipitaceae.
AUGAGCGCGACUCCUCGACUGCGGUCUGGGUUCCCCUCGACCCCCAGCACCGCCGCUCCGCGACGCAAUAACUUCCACCAAACGCCGAGCACCACCGGCUCCGUCUCCUCCAACGCGAGCCUCAACAAGUCGCCCACUCUCCCGCUGGCCCCUGAAAAGGCCCUUCGACAGAACCAGCCUGCCCAGCCUCUCAUCCCUUUAACGCUACUCGACGCCCCCCAGCAGCGCUUCUAUGCCUUUGCCAUCUACGUCCUGCUAUGGGCCUGGAAGCUGUAUGACUGGCUCCAGGUCGUCGAAGAGGGCGACAGCUCCUGGCUGCUAUUCUUCAAAUGGAUCUUCAUCGACUUUGCCUUCUUGUUUGGGCUUCCAGAGCUUCGUAUACCCUGGCUCGAGCUCUCCCAGUUUCUCGUUACCAGCAUCUUCAUGUCGCACCUAGUCAUCAACUACAUGUUGAUGUUUAAUAUCCCUCUCCCAUGGCAAUCCUUCUUCCUCGGCCUCGCCAAAGUUCUCUACGACCGCGAACUGUCCAUUUCCGAGCAAAAUGUUAAGGUCUCCAGCAUCCUCAACAACCAUUCGUUGAUCAUGGGCAAACAAAUCAUCAAUAUUCUUCCCGAAGGCUCUGCAGUUCUGAACCCCGAACAGCAUCCCUAUUGCAUCGCACCCAAAUCCAAGACGGGUGUCGUACUCCCCAUCUACUUCAAUUCCACCAUUCCGGCAGAAGUUGAGCUCAUUCGCAUCGACCUCGAAACAGGCAAGGAAGAGAGAAUCAAAGUCUCCAACCGCGACGUAGCCAAAGUGGCUAAGCAAAUCCGAGAGCAAAGCUGGGACCCUAAUAUGGUCGGCUUUCAAUGGGAUUACAACGUCAGGCGACCUGGUGUGUACCGACUGGGCAAAGUCUUGGACGAGUACAAACUUGAAAUUCAGCGUGGCGUCAAAGAUACAUAUGUCGUGCCCUGUCCGCAGGCGAGAAUCAUGACUGCCGAUUCUUCUCCGCGCUGCAUACGUGACUUGUCCAACCUGUCUCUCGAGGUUUACGGUACGCCGCCUCUCAAGAUCGUCUACAGCCGGACCAUCAACGGUAAGAACCAUGGCUUUCACUUCCAGAGUCUUCAACCAGACGGCUUCAGCUCGCCGCUUCUCGGCUCUACUGCCGAUGUUCUACCUGAUGGAGGCCAAGACAUCUCGUGGGUUAGUCCUGCUCGUGUCACUGUUAGCCUGAACGAGUCCAUGGCUACUUCCGGCGAGUGGGAAUACUCGGUUGAUGAGGUUCACGAUGCAUUUGGCAACACGGUUAAGUAUUCUGAAAGCGUUGACGACCCUGAGCAUGCCGGCGCUCGUAGCCUCGUCCAGAAGUUUGCCGUCAAAGAACGCCCCAAGGUCAAGAUGCAAGGGUGUGACCUACGAAAUGCUUUGAAAGUCGCCAAAGGGACGCAAUCCAAGCUUCCCAUCUCGUUCCAAGUGACAGGAGGGGCCUCGGAUACUGCCUACAAAGUGCAGUGGAAAUUCUCCCCAAUUGACACCCUCACCAACAACGGCGAUCACGGCGACAAGGUUAUUCUCGGCAGCCAUUCAGCUAAAAACUCGGGCGACAAACCGAGCGUAUCUGCGCCAGGUCUCUACACUCUGACGUCCAUAUCCAGUGGCUCCUGUGAAGGUGAAGUCGAUGAACCUUCUUCUUGUCUUCUUUUGAACCCUCUCGAGCCACACCUCUCUGUUCAUGCCGAAGAGAUCCCUGACAAGUGCGCCGGAAACUCGAUUGGAUUGCGAGUCAACCUGGAUCUCGUUGGCACGCCGCCAUUCGCUGUUCGCUAUGAUAUUAUUGGUAGUGACCAGCACGUCGAGACCAGGACGCACAGGGUGAACGGUCUACGCUCGCAGCUGGAGCUCAUACCACAGGAGGCUAGUCGCCAGAAGUACGUGUUCAAGUCAAUCGACGACAGCGUAUACCGCAACAUCCCUCUCACCGGCCAGGAUAAAAUACUCGAGCAGGAAGUCAAGCCCGCGGCAAACGCCGUCAUUGCGCAUGGCUCGCAGACUAUCAAUACAUGCCUGGAUUCAAAUGUUGAACUGGACGUCGUCCUUACUGGGGAACCGCCCUUCAACCUUGAAUGGGAAGUAAUUCAUGAUGGCAAGCGCAAAACAGAGCGUGUCAACGAUCUCAAUUCCAAGACGUACACGAUCAAGACUCCUGUCUUCACUAAGGGUGGAGAGUACAUUCUUGCGCUGAGCAGCGUCAAAGACCAGCGAGGGUGCCGAUCUUUCUUACAGGACCAGAUCAAGAUUCUUGUGCGCCGCCAGCAGCCUCGCGGUGCUUUUGGCCUGAUCGAACAGAAGCAGAGCAUUAUGGCUGUGGAGGACACGCCUCUGCGUCUUCCCCUCCGGCUCCAGGGUGAUGGCCCCUGGACCGUUUCCUACAGGAACCUCAAUGAUUCUGCGGGAACAAUUACCAAGAAAAUCGACAGCCCCAAUGGAUUCCUUAUGGUAAAGUCCCGAGGUGUGUACGAGCUUUUGGAUAUCCGAGAUAAUCACUGCCCUGGUACAGUUGAGCCUGCAGGUUCGACUUUCCAGGUAGAGUGGUUCCCUCGUCCUGAGAUUUCCAUGAUUGAAACAGACAGUAUCAGCACAUCGGGUGGCGUAUUUGUGAAGCAAGAGGUUUGCGAAGGAGAUAUAGAUGGCUUCGAAGUUAAACUCCAAGGUUCACCACCAUACCACGUCGAAUACGAGGUCCAACAACGCUCUCCUCAAGGAUCCAAGGCGAUGAGCCGAAGAGAAUUCGACGCCGCUCUCUCCAAGGCAGCCAUUUCCAUGGACACCACCAAAGCUGGCGAAUAUACAUACAAGUUCCACGGGCUCGCCGACAAUCUCUACGAUGCCGAUCAAAAGUCCAAGGUGCUUACUGUGCAGCAGCGCGUCAAUGCCAGGCCGGCCGCCACCUUCACCAAGCCUGGCCAAACCUUUAAAUUUUGCCAGGAGGAGCAGGAGCACGAGGACAGGAUUCCCAUUACGUUGACUGGCGUGGCGCCAUUCUUUGUCGAAGUGGAAAUCAAACACCAGGCGGGCUCGCCUCCGGAGACAUACCACGUGCCUUCGAUCAAUAGCAACUCGUACUCCAUGCAGAUUCCUAGAAAGCAUCUGCGGCUGGGCUCGCAGCAGCUCCGCAUCCGACGCGUGCGCGAUGCACGGGGCUGCCAGCAAAAGUAUGAGACGGGCGGCCCGUCGAUCCAGAUCCAGCUCUACGACGCGCCGUCCAUCUACCCGCUCGAGUCGCGGCAGGACUACUGCGUCGGCGAGCGGAUCGCGUACACGCUGUCGGGCACACCGCCGUUUGACAUCCACUACGAGUUCAACGGGAAGUGGAACGCCAAGUCACAGACGACGAGCUUCCGGCGCGUGGCCGAGAAGCCCGGCGACUUCAUCAUCACUCGCAUCUCGGACAAGGCGAGCGAGUGCCGCGCGGCUGUGCACCUGCCCAAGACGAUCCACGCGCUGCCGAGCGUGCAGAUUAGCCGCGGCCAGCAGUCGCGCGUCGACAUCCACGAGGGCGGCGAGGUGGAUAUCUUGUUUGAGUUUUGGGGCACGCCGCCGUUUGAAUUUACCUUUACGCGCAGCACGAACGCGAAGAAGGGUCACCGCAGCGUGCUUCUCGAGACGAGGCACGACAUAUCAUACGAGCACUCCAAGGUUGUAAAGGCCUCCCAGGAGGGUACAUACGAAGUCGUCGCCAUCAAGGACAAGUUUUGCUCGUACUCGACGCAGCAGACGGACAAGCGAGACAAGAAGUGA